AAAAACUUCGUAGUUGGGCCAAGUUCUACGGGUUGUUUUCAUCAUUUUACUACUAUUAACACAUUUUCUUGCUUUUCAUUAAAUUUAAUCUUAAAUACUGCUAAAUUAAAUUAAAAAUUAAUAAGUACCCAAAGAGGGUUAUAUAGUGUUUAUAAGUUAACAGCCGGAAAACUAAAGUAAUGCGGAAAAGAGCACCACCGCUGUUGGGUGCUCCACACGUUGCUCCUCCAUCAAUCCCUCAAAUUGAUUGCACAUUUCUGAGUUCACAUAACCAUUUCCAUAGUGGUUCGUAGUUGGUUUGGAAUAUAUUGUCGCGGGUGUGAGUUCUGCUAUAGUUUUACAAUACACAGACGGCGUUGUUAACACAGCAGACGCCUCUUUAGUUCGUUGAUGGCCGUUGUGGCGUUACAUUUUCGAUAUAAUAUGGGCAUACAAAACGAUUUGAAUGUGAUUAGGAAGUGUCGUAAAUCAUUACUUCAUCUGACUAUGAUCACCUCAUUAGUUGCUGCUGCCGCUAUGUCUAAUAUUGUUGGAAGUGUUGGAGCCGAUAAUCCAACUGCAAGCGAUGAACCCAGUUUGCAAUUGAAUCACCAACCAGCUGCAAUUCCCUACUGCGACGAUGACAACGCAGAUCACACAAUAGGACGCAGACUUUUAUAUAUAACAACACUAGAUGGACGUUUGUCGGCGCUUGACGCUAGUCAGGGUGGUAAAUUACGUUGGAGCGUGUCAACCGGUCCGGGCCCACUCAUAUCGUCUAGUAUUCAUCGCCUUGAAUUAACAAAUAAUGGUCAAUUUGUGCGCAUGAUACCAUCUUUAAAUGGUGGCAUUUAUAAAUUCGAUGGAGAAUCUAUUGAUCCGAUACCAAUUACCACCGAAAAUUUGCUCAGUUCGUCGGCGAAAUUCUCCGAUGAUUUGGUCAUUUCGGGUGGCAAGGAAACUCGUACCUAUGGUGUAUCCGUACGUAGUGGUCAACUCUUGUACGAAUGUUCCAUGAAUGGUUGUAUUAAUGCUACUGACGCCAGAGAUUCCCUAGAAGGUGUUGAAACAAAUGGUAAUACUGUUGGUGGUGAGGAGAAAUUAGAACAUGAUCCUCUUAUAGACGAUGUGAUUGUGGUGCGUCGCCAAACACAAACUGUACGCGCUGUAGAGUCACGCACUGGUGUGGAACGUUGGAAUUUUAGUGUGGGACAACAUGAGUUGAAUAUGAUAAAACCCGCUGAAUGCCAUGACCGACCUUUUAGCGAGAUGGAUAUGGCCAUGCUAGAUUUGGAUAUACGAGUGGUAGUGCCGGAAGGUAUCAUUUGUGCAUUUAGCAAGGCAAAUCCGAAUGAAAUGCUAUGGAAGUAUAAGUUUGACCAUCCUAUCGUUAGCGGUUGGAAAAUUGGCGUCGAGGAUGACUUAGAAAUGAUCGAUAUGUUUAGCUCAGCACAGUGGAUGUGGGACCAUGCAGAGAACAUGUUCGACCCACCUGUAAACUCCAUGAGCCCGUCGAUUUACCUCGGCAUGUAUGAUAAACAAUUGUAUAUACAGGAAUCCGUAAAUUUGCGUCGUGAAAUUGAUGACCAAUCUAACUUAUAUACCCAUUUAACGACGGAAUCUCCAAUGCCGAUAAUACCAUGGCGUCCUAUACCGGCUAGCAGUAAUUCCUUGGCAAUAUUAAAGAAUCAACGAAAAAUUACUGAUGGCAAAACGGUGGAAUCCUCAAAUUCAGUAACAACGCUGCCGAAUUCUCUCGAUACCGUAAAGGGUAAUGAAUUGGUGCCAUAUGAUGAGGAUACGUUUGCGGUAUCAGCUCAAUCCGUACUUAAUGCCUCCGAGUAUGUGAAUGGAAAUGGUUUUUAUUUAUAUACCCGUGAGGAUUUGGAAGACGAAGAAAGUGCACUUUGUGAAACCGAUAUCGCAGAAGAAGGUAUAGAAGAAGAUGGGGAAAGCAGUGGUGAUAUCGGUAAUUUGAGCAAGGACUUGAAUUAUACAAAUCAUUCAAUCAACGAUGAUUUGGGCUUUAACCUUGAUGAUAUUGAUGCACCUGUCAAAGUCGUGAUUUUAUCUUUGUGGUUUUGGUGGAAAGAGGUGGUUGUAAUUGCUUUGACUACGGCCGUGUUAGUGAAUUUAUUUCUUGGCCAACGCCAGCGGCAAGAAGUUCUAGUAAUUGAACGUCAUGUGCCAGUGCCAACGGCUUACGAGGCUACCGAGCAGUCUACAGUUGCGCUACUAGGACCCACAAACGUUGUAGUGAACACCAAUGGCAAUAGCAAUGUGCAUCGUUCGCUAUCAGAGUCUACCUCCUGCUCUGGUGAACAUUUCAGUUCUCGCUUUCAGAGUGAUUUUGACUUAGUACGCUGCUUGGGACGUGGUGGUUUUGGUGUUGUUUUUGAAGCAAAAAAUAAGUUAGACGAUUGCAAAUACGCUGUGAAACGUAUAACACUGCCUAAUAAGAAGGAGUCUCGCGAUCGUGUUAUGAGAGAGGUGAAGACCUUAGCCAAUUGUGAGCACCAGAAUAUCGUGCGUUAUUUUCAGGCUUGGGUUGAAACUCCACCGCCCGGUUGGCAAGAGGAAGAAGAUAAUAAGUGGUUGGCACAUGAGAUGUCUAUGUCCAUACAAAUAGAAACGCCAGAUGGCACAACACUGCCGUCCUUUGAGAAUGCUCCAGCCGUACAGAGUCCACCGAGACGCCAGCUGCAGGUUGAACGCAAGCGUCAAUUACUCUCUUGGAUGUCAAGUUUAAAUAACACCGAUUGUGGCUCCGAACUUGAACGUAAAGAUUGCAUUGACGAAGAUGAGGAUGAUGAUUCGUGUAUAGUCUUCCGUUCAGAGUCGCAAUCGCAAGCAUUGAAAGGGCAUUACGAAAAUGAAAGUGAAAGCGAGAAUGAAAGUGAUGGCUGUGAUAAGGAUAAAAAUAGAAACAUUAAGCAGAACAAGCAAGAAAAUGGCAAGAGAGUGCAUAACAAUUCCAUUUCCAUUGAUAUUCAUUCCAAUUCGUUUGAUUUGAUUCAACAAAAGAAUGGCCAGAAUAUUGAUUACACACAAUUGUCCGACUCAUUUCAAAUUGAAUUUGUACGUUCGGCAAAUGGCGAUCAAACUAACGACGACAGUGGUUGUGAUGGUCAAACGAACGGCGAUGUGUGGACUUCCAAAGACAUUGAACGUUCCUCGAAUGGCAAUAGAAUAAAAAAGGAUUCCAAAUCUAAAAAGCGUCCAGACUCACUAGAACUCGGCAAAUUUGCCUGCAAUAUUGAGAGCAGCGGUAAUAGCAAAGCUUUAUUGCCAACAACUGCACUGGUGCAGUCCUCAUCGAAACCACAACAAAACAAGGUUUAUUUGUACAUACAAAUGCAGUUGUGCCGCAAGGAGAGUUUACGUGACUGGUUGCGUGAUAAUCGCUGUGAAUCACGCCAAAGUCAUAUCGCCAGCAUUUUUCAUCAAAUCGUCGAUGCAGUCGAUUAUGUGCAUUUGAAGGGGCUCAUACAUCGUGAUCUCAAACCAAGCAAUAUUUUCUUCUCUCAAGAUGGCCAAAUUAAAAUUGGGGACUUUGGUCUAGUCACCGAUAUGUCCGACAUACCGAAUAUGAUAACAAAGUGUGGCGAUACAACGGGUUUGCCAUCAUGCGCACGUCACACACAGCAGGUUGGCACUCACCUGUAUAUGUCACCCGAGCAACUUCGCGGACAACAUUACGACUUCAAAGUUGAUAUUUACUCUCUAGGUUUGAUAUUCUUUGAGCUUUUGGUGUAUUUUGGCACUGAAAUGGAACGUAUAAAAACGUUACGAAGUCUUAGAGACGGUAGCUACCCAUUGCAGUUCCCAAAGGAAUUCCCUAAGGAGCAUGAACUACUGCAGCUGAUGUUGUCUAGGCAACCCACCGAGCGUCCAGCGACGACAGAGCUAAAGCAAAAACUACUCGAUAUACUGAAAUGGCCAGAUUUCAUAGUGGGUGACGGUAAUCCAUUGGCUAUGGUUGCAGAGGCUGCCCGUCGAUAUAGUCGAAGUCGUACAUUUAGUACUAGUGAUGUAUGAAAAUGCAUUACAUAUUUUAUGAGUGAUGUCUUAGAUGCAUACACGUACACGUAUACUAUGUCCUGAUUGUACGUAGGUUAAUGUAUUUAUAAGUAAUAUAAGCAAUAGUUGUGUAAUUCUAAUACAAAAAAUUAAAGAGUUCACUGAACAUAAAAUCAAACAUAAUGAAAUUGAAGCUUUAAAGCAAAUUUAAAAAAUAAUCGAGAAUGUAAUUGAAUCUAAAGAAAGACUUAGCAAUUUUUUAACGCAGAUAUUGGGAGACAAAUUUAAAUUGGUAAAUGAAAUUAAUAAUUUUUAUUUGCAAAUAAUUUUUAACUAAGAUAGUUUUAUAAACAUUCGUGUGCAUGUGUAAUUAUACAUGUACUUGUGCUAUAUUAUUAUGUAAUUAGAUAUCUUAAUUAUCAUAGCGAUGCGCCAUUAAAUUGUAUAUUUGUAAGUUUAAACGUUUAUCUGAAAGUGACCCCAGCAAUUUUUUUCCAUCGUUAAAUGCAUGCAUGCUUAAAAUGCUCAAGUAUUAUUAUUACUGCAAACACUCUAAAAGUUUUCACACGCGUACUGAAAAAGGACCUUGUUUGUUUAGGGAAUGUGGCCGUUAAUACUGAGCAUAUUAUAAAUUCAUUAUUCAGUCAAAUUAAUAUACAUUUGUAAGUUACCAAAACCAUUUUUUAUUUAAUUUUCUUUUUAGCCACAAUUUUAAAACGUUUUUGACUCAUAAUUGACGUGGUGAAAUUCAUUUUGAUUUAAGCAGAAAACUACAUAAAUACAUACAAACCUACCUAGCAAGGAUAAGAGCUUUGAAUAUCCUGUGUAUUUAAGAAAAGACGAUAAUAAAACCUAAGUAAAUAAAAUAAAAAUGAAAAAAUU
Molecule: messenger RNA, 4881 nt
Organism: Ceratitis capitata (Mediterranean fruit fly)
Lineage: Eukaryota; Metazoa; Arthropoda; Insecta; Diptera; Tephritidae
Gene: PEK
Product: eukaryotic translation initiation factor 2-alpha kinase
Exons: 5
Coding region: 391-4017 (1208 amino acids)
Biological process (GO): protein phosphorylation
Molecular function (GO): protein binding; ATP binding; protein kinase activity
Source: RefSeq, a predicted model, not a curated record